Molecule: messenger RNA, 639 nt
Organism: Rotaria sp. Silwood2
Lineage: Eukaryota; Metazoa; Rotifera; Eurotatoria; Philodinida; Philodinidae
Source: the annotation of a GenBank genome assembly
AUGGCAUCUUUAGUAGACAGAUUACCGAUUGAUCAGUUCACAGAAGUUAAUCUAUCACGAGAAUCAUGGCCUGAAAACGAUGAAAUUAUCGAUGAUAAUGACAAUUUAUUAGAUCAAUUGUCUGAUCGAUAUGAACAAUCUCGUUUGAUUCAUGACGAUGUAUGUGCUAGUACCUUUGUAGUACUCUGGUUGGGUGAGAAGCACACGUCUUUGACAGCUGCUUUUAUUGAAUAUGUAAAAUGUCUUGAUAUAACUUUUAUCUACUUUUCGACAAAAACACAAUUGUGGUAUUGGUUAAAUACACAUUCUUCAGUAAGAAUUGCUUCUCUAAUCAUCGAAACAAAGAUUAAUAUUCAAAAUGUUAUGUCCGACAGUCAUGCAUACAAAAAUAUUCGUUCAAUACUUGUUCGUUGUGAAACAAAUGAAUUAACAAUAUUGCAAAGAUUUUCAAGAUCUUAUAGAAAAAUUGAUGGUAUUUUUGCUGAUGAUACACGACUUCUUAUCAAAUUAAUCAUUGAUCUUGCACUUUUCUCAGAAGAAAUAGGUGAUCAAAAAAGAGAAGAUGAAAAUAAUGAAUUAGAAGCUCAACGAAAUUAUGAUCGGGCUCUGAAGCUUUGCACAUUAGUGCAGAAAAUUUAG